This is a messenger RNA of Vidua chalybeata, 817 nucleotides long. RefSeq lists its product as uncharacterized. The transcript has 3 exons. NCBI's taxonomy places the organism in Eukaryota, Metazoa, Chordata, Aves, Passeriformes, Viduidae. The record is from RefSeq and is a predicted model, not a curated record. Bases 110 to 817 code for a protein of 235 amino acids.
GGUUAGAGCUGGGCUCAGUUAGAGCUGGGCUGGCCUUGGCAGAGCUGGGCUCAGAGUUAGAGCUGGGCUCAGUUGGAGCUGGGCUGGCCUUGGCAGAGCUGGGCUCAGGAUGCCUUCGAGAGAAGGGCCCCGUGCCAGGUUUGUGUUCGCAGCACUUCCAGCCUGGCCCUGUCUCCAGCGUGCUCCAAGGGCAGGGCUGUGCUGCCUGCUGCUGGAUUUGGGGCUGGCUGCUGGGAGUGUCCCUUUAAACUCGGCGUCCAGGCAGGGUAAUCUGCCAGAGAUUAUCUGCCGGGAGAGGAUUGGCAUUAAAGGGAAUGUCUCCUCCCUCCCCCCGUGUCCUGCAGCAUCCCCUGGCCUGGGGUGUGUGCAAAGCAAGUUCACUUUCUCCUGGGCGAGCAGAGAGGGGUCUGGGCUUAGAGGGGCGAGGGGAGGAGGGCAGAUGAUGGCACUGGGCCUCCUCUUCCUCACCGUGCUGGCCACGCUCACCUCCUGCCAGGACCCAGAAGGAGACCUGGACACGUACUGGUCUGGCACGGCUCCCAUCUGCGUGGGGGGCUGCAAGGGCAGGCACAAGGAGCUGAAGAGGAGCCAGUGUGGGAACGGCAGCUGCUGCUGGCUGGGCUACAAGUCCUUCUGCAGAGUGAACUGCGGGCGGCCCGAGGCGGAUUUUAACUCGGUGGUGCACGGGAACGACUGGUGGGUGGGCUCCGUGGUGCGCUACAGCUGCCGGCCCGGCUUCCUGCUGCUGGGGGACCCCGCCAGCGCCUGCCAGUCCGACGGCCGCUGGACCCCCAAGCCCUCCUGCCUCCGUGAGUAG